Trypanosoma conorhini is the source of this 1008-nucleotide messenger RNA. RefSeq names its product surface protease GP63. The record is from RefSeq and is a predicted model, not a curated record. Gene Ontology annotation, molecular function: metalloendopeptidase activity. NCBI's taxonomy places the organism in Eukaryota, Euglenozoa, Kinetoplastea, Trypanosomatida, Trypanosomatidae. Bases 1 to 1008 code for a protein of 335 amino acids. The transcript has a single exon. Gene Ontology annotation, cellular component: membrane; cytoplasm. Gene Ontology annotation, biological process: cell adhesion; proteolysis.
AUGGAUGGGCCGGGGGGACCAGUAAGAAGAGGGCGAGAAGGUCCGGGGCAGUCUCUUUCCCCACCUGGGCCCGCUUCUUUGCUUCUUGCAACACCGCAGGCGGCGGCGGCGGCGGAGGGAGGCGGUGGCGCGCAGGCUUCCACAGGCACCGAGCUUUUGGUGGUGGAGAAGCGGUGGAGGCCGCCGUCGUGGUUGGGGCUGAAUUCGCACUGGUCGCGGCGCAACGCGAAGGAUGAGCUGAUGGCGGGCUUCGUUGUUUCCGGCUACUACACGGCAAUCACAAUGGCGCUUUUUGCCGACCUCGGCUACUACAAGGUGGAUUUCCAGAAGGCGGAGCCGAUGGCGUGGGGCAGCGGAGCCGGGUGCAGGCUGCUGACCGAGAAGUGCGUGAAUGAGGGCGCCACGAACUACCCCGAGAUGUUCUGCACCGGCUCGGGCGGCGGCGCCCUGCGGUGUACCUCUGAUCGCCAGUCGCUGGGGAGCUGCUUACUGCGCGAGGACGAGAGGAUCCCGCCGGAGUUUGUGUACUUUGCCGCGAAGAAGGGCUCCCCGCGCGAGGCCCUGAUGAGCUACUGCCCCUUCAUCGCGCCGGGGAACGACACCGGGUGCGUGGGCGGCAGCGAGGCGGCCAUGCCUGGGAGUGUGGUUGGCCCGGCAUCGCGUUGCUUGGCUGGGGAGGGCCUUCGGCUGGGCAGCGUCGCCGUGGGUGACGUGUGCGUGGAGGUGCGGUGCGGCGAGGGCUCGUUAAGUGUGCGGCACAAGGGCAGCAAGGAGUGGCUGCCGUGCCCGAGCGGCCGCAAGCUGACGCCGGCGGCGCCGUUCACGGCCGGCCGCAUAACGUGUCCCGCGUUCAGCGACGUCUGCCUCACGAUGUUGAAGCACGGCGCCGCCGGCAGACCUCCGACGCAGCAUGCGCGGGGCGGACACCGCGAUGCCAGCGCCCCGGUGGCCGUUUGGGCGUCGCUCCUUCUCGGCCUCGUGACCGGCGCGGCGCUUGUGGCUCCCUGA